CUGAUUUUUGGCGGCCAAGAGUCCUGCUUGGCUUACGGGUUCGCGUUCGCUUUCGAGUUCGAGUUCCCUCGCAUCCUGUGCUUUUUUUUGUUGUGAACAAAGGAAGAGUUAAAGCCAGGAUAUACUUGCCAAAGCUCCACUCCUUUAAAGAAAGACCGCCUCUAGCAGCAACUCCUUCAAUCCGGGGUAAGGUGAAAACAACCCCACCAGUACCAUCUAACCUCCCAACCUUGGCCAGGAUGCGCCGCUUGAAUGAUUGACCGCCUACAGAUUCGUCGCUUGGGUGCAGCUGCUAGAAACAAACGCGCAGGAGUUGGAGCUGGAGGAGUAGCUGGUACAGGCGGAGGAUUACCAGCAGGAUCGGGAGCAGGAGCACCAGCAACCGGCGCGGUAGCAGCAGUUUCAGUACCACGACCAAGUGCUGGAGCAAGUUCCGUCGCAGGAGGAGCAAUACCUGGUCAUCACGCCCAUUCAACGCAUCACUCUACAAGCGGCAUUAAUACACCGGCUACGGCCAGCACCAGUUCAUCCAGCGGGAAUAGCUUAACCCCCCAGCAGCAGCAGCAGCAGCAGCAGCAGCAGCAUCAUCAUCAUCAUCACCAGCACACCCACGGACAUCAUCACGGCGGCCAUCACCAUCAUUCCUCGCUGAGCCACCACUCGAUCCAUCAGCAUCAUACGCAACAUAUCACACACCUUGGCCACUCGCAACCGGCAUCGGCCAGUCAGUUCAGCUUUAAUCCCUCGCCGGGUAGCAGUCCUGGCAACGGGCUGGGAGCUCGCCAGGAUGCGGCCAGUGCACUCAAUAGUCCCACAACCAUUGUGAACUCGGGCAGCGGCAGCGGAGGCGGCAGCAGCGUCGCCUUCGGGAUGCAGUCGCAGCAACAGACGCAGCAGCAACAGCAGCAGCAGCAGCAGCAGGGCUCCUCCGCCACUGCGCCACCAUCCUCGGGUGGUGGCCACAACAAUGGAGCCGGCCUGGGUCUGGGCAGCUCAGCGGGAGGAGGAGUCGGUGGCGGCGGCGGUCUCAAUCUGCUUGGCGGCAUCGGUGGUCUGGGUGGCAUGGGGGGUGGAGCAGCUGCCGCCGGCAUGGGCAUCUGUGGUGGCAUUAGUAGCACUGUGGGUAGUGCUGCCAUCACGGGUGUGCCACCCAUUGGACUGGGCAUUGCCACGGGAAUUGGUAAUAAGAUCAUGCUUGGCAGGAAGCAGAGUCUCAAGGGUGGUGAACCCUUUCUGGCGGACUAUGGACCUGAGGAGUCGCUCAAUGAGAGUGCCGACAUUGAAUGGGUUAACAAGUUGUGGGUACGUCGCCUGAUGCGUCUCUGUGCCUUGGUCUCGCUCACCUCCGUCUCGCUGAACACGCCCAAGACCUUUGAGCGUUAUCCAUCUUUGCAAUAUAUUACCUUCUUCUCGGACACGGCUGUUACGUUGCUCUUUACGGCGGAAAUGGUGGCCAAGAUGCAUAUUCGUGGAGUCUUGCAUGGUGAGGUGCCUUAUUUGAAGGAUCAUUGGUGCCAGUUUGAUGCCUCCAUGGUCAGUUUCUUGUGGAUUUCCAUUAUUCUACAGAUCUUUGAGGUGCUCGAAAUAGUGCCCAAAUUCUCCUAUUUAUCCAUAAUGAGAGCUCCCCGUCCUUUGAUCAUGAUACGUUUUCUACGCGUCUUCCUAAAGUUUAGCAUGCCAAAAAGUAGAAUUAAUCAGAUUUUCAAACGUUCGAGCCAGCAAAUCUACAAUGUGACUUUGUUUUUCCUGUUCUUCAUGUCUCUAUAUGGUUUGCUGGGAGUUCAGUUCUUUGGCGAGCUUAAAAAUCAUUGUGUAAUGAACAAUACAGAAUAUGAUUUACUCAAGAGACCUAUCUUAACCAUCAAUUCCCUGGCCAUUCCGGAUACAUUCUGCUCCAUGGAUCCCGACUCUGGCUAUCAGUGUUCUCCGGGCAUGCGUUGCAUGAAAAUGGACUUCCUUAGCAGCUAUGUGAUUGGUUUCAAUGGCUUCGAGGAUAUUGCCACAUCCAUUUUCACUGUAUAUCAGGCUGCCUCACAGGAGGGUUGGGUAUUCAUUAUGUACCGAGCUAUAGAUUCCCUGCCCGCCUGGCGUGCAGCCUUCUACUUCAGCACCAUGAUCUUCUUCCUGGCCUGGCUGGUGAAGAAUGUUUUCAUUGCGGUCAUUACGGAGACUUUCAAUGAGAUACGUGUGCAGUUUCAACAAAUGUGGGGAGCACGAGGACAUAUCCAAAAGACAGCUGCCUCACAGAUACUCAGUGGCAAUGAUUCCGGCUGGCGACUGGUGACCAUUGAUGACAACAAACAUGGUGGCUUGGCACCGGAAACAUGUCAUGCCAUCCUGCGAUCACCCUACUUCCGGAUGCUGGUGAUGAGCGUUAUCCUGGCCAAUGGCAUUGUGACGGCAACCAUGACUUUUAAGCAUGAUGGCAGGCCAAGGGAUGUAUUCUAUGAGAAGUAUUAUUACAUCGAACUGGUAUUUACCUGCCUGCUGGAUUUGGAGACACUCUUCAAGAUCUACUGCUUGGGAUGGCGAGGAUACUACAAACAUUCCAUACACAAGUUCGAGUUGCUUCUGGCAGCUGGCACCACGUUGCAUAUAGUGCCCAUGUUUUAUCCCUCGGGAUUGACCUACUUCCAGGUGCUGCGAGUGGUGCGGCUGAUCAAGGCUUCGCCAAUGUUGGAGGGAUUUGUUUACAAAAUCUUUGGACCAGGCAAGAAACUCGGUUCGCUAAUCAUCUUUACCAUGUGCUUGCUGAUCAUUAGUUCGAGUAUUUCAAUGCAACUCUUCUGCUUCCUGUGCGACUUCACCAAGUUCGAGUCCUUUCCGGAGGCCUUCAUGAGCAUGUUCCAGAUUCUCACCCAGGAGGCCUGGGUGGAGGUUAUGGACGAGACCAUGAUACGGACCAGCAAAACGCUCACCCCACUGGUGGCGGUUUAUUUUAUACUAUACCAUCUGUUUGUGACCCUCAUUGUGCUCAGUCUUUUCGUGGCGGUCAUUCUUGACAAUUUGGAGUUGGAUGAGGAUAUCAAGAAGCUGAAACAGCUCAAGUUCCGAGAGCAGAGUGCCGAGAUCAAGGAGACUCUGCCUUUUCGACUGCGCAUCUUUGAGAAGUUUCCUGACUCGCCACAGAUGACCAUCCUGCAUCGCAUACCCAAUGAUUUUAUGCUGCCCAAAGUGCGCGAGAGCUUCAUGAAACAUUUUGUGAUUGAGCUGGAGACGGAGGACUCGCUGGUGGAGAACUGCAAGAGACCCAUGUCCGAGUGCUGGGAGUCCAAUGUGGUUUUUCGCAAGCAGAAACCCGUAAGGAUAAUGAACAAAACGGCCAAGGUUCGGGCAGCGGGAAGCAGUCUCCGUAAGCUGGCCAUUACGCACAUCAUCAAUGAUAGCAAUAACCAGCGACUGAUGCUUGGUGACUCUGCCAUGUUGCCCGUGGUGGGCACCAAGGGCGGCGGUGGCCUCAAAUCACAGGGCACCAUUACCCACUCGAAGCCAUGGCGCGUUGAUCAAAAGAAGUUCGGCUCCCGCUCCAUCCGUCGCAGCGUUCGCUCCGGCUCCAUUAAGCUGAAGCAGACAUAUGAGCAUCUGAUGGAGAAUGGCGACAUUGCUGCUGCUCCUCGGGCCAACUCUGGACGUGCUCGACCCCAUGAUCUGGACAUAAAGCUGCUGCAGGCCAAGCGGCAGCAGGCGGAGAUGAGGAGAAAUCAAAGGGAGGAGGAUCUGCGAGAGAAUCAUCCCUUUUUCGAUACUCCCCUCUUUCUGGUGCCACGAGAGAGUCGUUUCCGAAAGAUUUGCCAGAAGAUUGUCCAUGCACGGUAUGAUGCCCGGCUCAAGGAUCCGUUGACGGGCAAGGAGCGCAAGGUUCAGUACAAGAGUUUGCACAACUUUCUGGGUUUGGUCACCUAUCUGGAUUGGGUGAUGAUCUUUGCCACCACUUUAUCCUGCAUUUCGAUGAUGUUUGAGACGCCCAACUAUAGGGUAAUGGAUCAUCCCACUUUACAGAUUGCCGAAUAUGGUUUUGUGAUCUUCAUGAGCCUGGAACUGGCUCUCAAAAUCCUGGCCGAUGGGCUGUUCUUUACACCUAAAGCUUACAUUAAGGAUGUGGCUGCUGCCUUGGAUGUCUUCAUCUAUGUGGUUUCCACUUCAUUUCUAUGCUGGAUGCCUCUUAAUAUACCUGGUAAUUCGGCAGCCCAGCUACUGAUGAUCCUGCGAUGUGUGCGUCCACUGCGAAUCUUCACCUUGGUGCCACAUAUGCGGAAGGUGGUCUACGAGUUGUGCCGGGGCUUCAAGGAGAUCCUGCUCGUAUCCACUUUGCUUAUCCUGUUGAUGUUCAUCUUUGCCAGUUAUGGUGUCCAGCUUUAUGGCGGUCGCCUGGCCCGUUGCAAUGAUCCAACGAUAUCAAGAAGGGAGGAUUGUGUGGGUGUAUUCAUGCGUCGUGUUUUUGUUACAAAAAUGAAGCUAACACCAGGACCGGAUGAGUCAUAUCCGGCCAUGUUGGUGCCACGGGUUUGGGCCAAUCCAAGACGCUUUAAUUUCGAUAAUAUUGGUGAUGCCAUGUUGACGCUCUUUGAGGUGUUGUCCUUCAAGGGCUGGCUGGAUGUGCGAGAUGUGCUCAUCAAGGCAGUGGGUCCGGUUCAUGCUGUCUAUAUCCACAUCUAUAUCUUCUUGGGCUGCAUGAUCGGUUUGACACUGUUUGUGGGCGUGGUGAUUGCCAAUUACUCGGAGAACAAGGGCACUGCCUUGUUGACCGUCGAUCAGAGGCGUUGGUGUGACCUCAAGAAGCGUCUGAAGAUUGCCCAGCCUCUCCAUCUGCCCCCUAGACCGGAUGGUCGUAAGAUUAGGGCUUUCACCUAUGAUAUUACCCAGCAUAUUAUCUUCAAGCGAGUGAUUGCGGUGGUGGUGCUGAUCAAUAGCAUGCUGCUUUCCAUAACGUGGAUCAAGGGAGAGGUGCAUACGGAACGCCUGGUGAUCGUCAGUGCGGUAUUGACCUUUGUCUUUGUGGUUGAGGUGGUGAUGAAGAACAUUGCCUUUACACCGCGCGGCUAUUGGCAAUCUAGGCGCAAUCGUUAUGACCUACUGGUCACCGUUGCCGGUGUGAUUUGGAUCAUACUGCAGACGAUUCUGCGGAACGAUCUGUCCUACUUCUUUGGCUUCAUGGUGGUCAUCCUGCGCUUCUUCACCAUCACCGGCAAGCACACCACACUGAAGAUGCUUAUGUUGACCGUGGGCGUCUCUGUAUGCAAGUCCUUCUUCAUUAUCUUCGGCAUGUUUCUGCUAGUAUUCUUCUAUGCGCUGGCCGGAACAAUCCUUUUCGGAACGGUCAAAUAUGGCGAAGGCAUUGGUCGUAGGGCUAAUUUUGGUUCUCCCGUCACGGGGGUGGCCAUGCUUUUCCGUAUUGUCACCGGUGAGGAUUGGAAUAAAAUCAUGCAUGACUGUAUGGUCCAGCCACCUUACUGCACUCUUGGCAAUAACUAUUGGGAGACGGAUUGUGGCAACUUUACUGCCAGCCUCAUAUACUUUUGCACUUUCUAUGUGAUCAUUACCUAUAUAGUGCUCAACUUGCUUGUGGCUAUUAUCAUGGAGAACUUUUCCUUGUUCUACUCCAACGAAGAGGAUGCAUUGCUCUCUUAUGCGGACAUACGGAAUUUUCAAAAUACCUGGAACAUUGUGGAUAUACAUCAAAGGGGAGUCAUUCCCGUGCGACGGGUGAAGUUCAUUCUUCGCCUGCUAAAAGGUCGCCUCGAAUGUGAUCCCCAAAAGGAUCGUUUGCUGUUCAAAUACAUGUGCUAUGAGCUGGAUAAGCUGCACAAUGGCGAGGAUGUGACCUUCCAUGAUGUCAUCAACAUGCUGAGCUAUCGCUCUGUGGACAUCCGCAAGGCUCUGCAAUUGGAGGAGCUGCUGGCCCGCGAGGAAUUUGAAUAUCUGGUGGAGGAGGAGGUGGCUAAGAUGACCAUACGCACCUGGCUAGAGGGGUGUCUCAAAAAGAUACGGGCACAAAAUGCUAGUAAGCAACAAAACUCGCUAAUAGCGGGGCUGAGAGCCACCAAUGAGCAGCCUGUGAUGCGACCCAAUGUCCAGGAGGAUAAGGCUCCUCUAGGCUCAGCGGACAAGGCCACCAUUAGCACCAUCAGUGGUGUGGUGGCCGGUGGCUGUCCCCCCAGUGAUGCCUUUUCACCCACCUUUAGUUCCACAGAGAAUGAGGAGAAGGAUGCCAGCAGUAGUGCCGUUGUCCUGCCCCAUCCAGAGCCAGGAGCAGGAGCGGUAACAGUGGGCUCGGGACUUGGCCCCGUAGCAGGACCAGGAACGGGUAUAGUUGGAGCACCAGUCGUAGCCGGUCGCCAUGUGAUGGCUGUGAGCAAGCGAGGCUAUGCCCUCAAUCGCUCCGAUUCCACGGGCAGUUCGGCGGGACGUAAAUUCCUGGCACCCACUUCCAGUGAUCCCCAGCAGCGCUCCACGCUCAGCGACAAGGAGCGUCUCCACAUCAGCAGCCAGCAGAGGAAGAAGAACUCGAUGACCACGCUGCCACAUGCCGGGCAGCUGGGUCAGCUGGCCAAGCAGAGGGCCGGAGCAGCCGGUAUCCAAGGUGGCGAUGGCAACAAAUCGACCAAUUUCUUUGCCCAGGUUAAUAGCGAGAUCGGUCAGUUCCAUUAUCCGACAAUAAACGCAGCCGCCGCCUACGGACAUGGACAUGGACAUGGUCAUGCUCAUGGUCACGGGCACAGUGGCCAUGGGCAUGGUCAUGGGACGGGACAUGGCAUCGAUUUGCAUCAGCAGCAGCAGCAUCAUCAUGGCGCCCUGGGCAGUCCAUCGGCCAUUAUGAGUCAACUGAUCGGCAGCAGUGGGAAAUUGCUGCCAUUUAAUAACCAGGCCAAUGUGGUCUAUGAGGUGCACGAUUGGUGGCAGGAGCAAGUGCUCUGCACACAGACCAGCGACGAUGAGAUCUAGUCCUGGCCCAGGGGACCACGUAGUCCUCGGGAUCGCCUGGCAUUAACAUUAUCAACUAGUGGCCUAGAGUUUUGUAUAUGCCUAAGUAAAUACUAUAUAUGUAAAUGUUAACAGAUCGCUGGAUGCGAUUGGCAACCAUUAGUUUAACAUAAGUUUAUUGUUUGUUGUUGUGCGCUAGACGAGGUACGAUGAUUGGUCAGUUGGUAAUGAUAACAUUGUUAUACAUAGCUAAAAUAUAUUUAGAUAUAUACUAUAUAUAUUAUAUAUGUGAAUCUGAGUGGAAUCCACAACUCGCCAAUCAAAUAGGAAAUGCCAAGAAGAUCCCUUAGAUCGUUUUCAAUUAGCCAAGUUUAUACCGAAUAUGUUAUGAGAAAGGGAGUUAUCUUUCGGGUGGCGCAGCACAAAAAUAAUAUUUAAAAAAAAUGAAAUACUACCAAAAAGCCCCAUUCAAUGCGACCUCUCUAUCUGUCUUGCCAAAAGCGAAGAAGCGUAAUAAAAUC
This is a messenger RNA of Drosophila serrata, 7442 nucleotides long. It is a transcript of the gene na, whose product is annotated as sodium leak channel non-selective protein na. Gene Ontology annotation, molecular function: monoatomic cation channel activity. Gene Ontology annotation, cellular component: plasma membrane. The record is from RefSeq and is a predicted model, not a curated record. Lineage: Eukaryota; Metazoa; Arthropoda; Insecta; Diptera; Drosophilidae. Gene Ontology annotation, biological process: positive regulation of synaptic transmission, cholinergic; transmembrane transport; monoatomic ion transport.